This is a messenger RNA of Iphiclides podalirius (scarce swallowtail), 453 nucleotides long. The record is from the annotation of a GenBank genome assembly. NCBI's taxonomy places the organism in Eukaryota, Metazoa, Arthropoda, Insecta, Lepidoptera, Papilionidae.
AUGAUGGACAACCAGCAGUGGGAGUUGAGCAGACUUCUCAGCAGCUGUCGACUACCAGUGUUGAUCGUGGGCGCAGCAAGGCACGCACUCCUCGACGCGUUCUACGAAGUCCAUCACAGCGUAAAAAAAAGAAGGCGUUCACCAACGGCAAGGCUAGAUCACUGUACAACAGGAAAUCUAGCAAGAAGGCGCAGUCGCUACAUCUACUCUCAUCAAACGGAAGAUGAAGCUAGGGCAUACUACGACUGUCAGCGGGCAUCUCGAUGCAGCAGUAGGUCGAGAGCAACAUCUCGCCGCCGCAGCAAGACCAGGGAGCGAACACGCGGGGACAAAUUCCACCCAGGGCAACAUGUCGCCGCCGCAGCAAGACCAGGGAGCAAUCAUGCGGGUACAGUCCACCCAAUUAUGGACGACGGAUAUCCCCAAAAUCAGACUACACUUCGCGUGAGUUCA